Gadus chalcogrammus (walleye pollock) is the source of this 4517-nucleotide messenger RNA. RefSeq names its product NUAK family SNF1-like kinase 1. Gene Ontology annotation, biological process: microtubule cytoskeleton organization; protein phosphorylation; intracellular signal transduction. NCBI's taxonomy places the organism in Eukaryota, Metazoa, Chordata, Actinopteri, Gadiformes, Gadidae. The record is from RefSeq and is a predicted model, not a curated record. The coding region runs from base 449 to 2578 and encodes 709 amino acids. The transcript has 7 exons. Gene Ontology annotation, molecular function: tau-protein kinase activity; ATP binding; protein serine/threonine kinase activity. Gene Ontology annotation, cellular component: cytoplasm.
GCGAUGCAGGUCGCGUGAAAGCAUCAUCAAAACAGCAGCUCAUAGCGAGCGAUCACAGAGCCCCUCAAACACACACACACACACAAACAGACACACACACAUACACACACGCACACGCACACACACACACACACACACACACACACACACACACACACACACACACACACACACACACACUGGCUUCUGUCAGGUCAGCUGUAAAUAAAGUAAGUGUUGCAGCGUGGCACGCGACUGCCGUCAUGAUCCACGACGCCGGCUUGCUGGCGCGCGACGUUUCUAUUUACAAAACGCAUCCGACCACGUUUUGACGGCGUCAGCGGAAUCGUCAUCACCAGCAAGGCGCACAAAGGAGUCGACGCCUUCCUCUACGGUAGUGUGUCCCCGCGGUGUUUCGUUUCCUCGGGGGUUGAUCAGACGUCUCGCCGGGUUUCCCAUCCCUAGACCGAUGAUCACAAUGGAAACCCUGGCCAACCACCACCAGUCGCGACGCCGCUCCAGCGCCGCCUCCACUGUGUCCGAGGCUGGAUCCACCGGUCCCGAGUUAACGCAGACCUGGACGGAUCUAGACCACCCUCUACCUGUCGACUACCCCGGGCUGGACGACUGCUCAUCCGCCACCCUAGAAGAGGGGGGGCGGUGGUCCAGCGUCGGCGGCAGCGGCGUGAAGAAACACAACCACAAGCAUAACCUGAAGCACCGCUACGAGCUGCUGGAAACCCUGGGAAGAGGCACCUACGGCAAGGUGAAGAAGGCGAUAGAGAGGCACACCGGACGAGUGGUGGCCAUUAAGUCCAUCAGGAAGGAGAAGAUCAAGGAUGAGCAGGACAUGGUCCACAUCCGACGGGAGAUUGAGAUCAUGUCGGCCCUCCGUCACCCCCACAUCAUCUCCAUCUACGAAGUGUUCGAGAACAAGGACAAGAUCGUCAUCGUGAUGGAGUACGCCAGUAAGGGCGAGCUCUACGACUACAUCAGCGAGAGGCGUCGCCUGGGCGACCGCGAGACGCGACACUUCUUCCGGCAGAUCGUCUCGGCCGUCCAUCACUGUCACAAGAACGGCGUUGUACACAGAGAUCUGAAACUGGAGAACGUGCUUCUGGAUGAGAACUGUAACAUUAAGAUCGCAGACUUCGGCCUUUCCAACCUGUACCACAAGGACAAGUUCCUCCAGACCUUCUGCGGAAGCCCUCUCUACGCAUCCCCCGAGAUCGUCAACGGACGGCCCUACCACGGCCCGGAGGUGGACAGCUGGGCCCUGGGAGUGCUCCUCUACACACUGGUCUAUGGAACCAUGCCUUUUGACGGGGGGGACCACAUCAAACUCAUCAAGCAGAUCAGCAAUGGGGACUACAAGGAACCAACCCAGUCGUCAGACGCCCGCGGGCUGAUCCGCUGGAUGCUGAUGGUGAACCCCGAGCGGCGCGCCACGGUGGAGGACAUCGCCAACCACUGGUGGGUCAACUGGGGCUGGAAGAGCAGCGUGUGCGACUGCCAGGGCCCUCCCAGCCAGGGGUCCCCGAUGCUAGCCCGCUUCAUCGACUGGCAGAGCCGCGCGUCGGGCGCCGCCGCCGCCGCCGGGCCGGAGCCCGCGCCGUCCCCCGGCUCCUCCUACGUCGGCCGCAGACUCAAGAAGCCGACCAGGCCGGAGGCCGAGUGCGGGCCGCGCCACCCCACCCCCGCGGGGGAGGACAAGCAGGCGCUGAAGAGGCCCAAGAGCAUCCUGAAGACCCGGGCGUCGGACCACCGCUCCCAGAGCCUGGGGGAGCUGGAGCUGAGGCGAACCCUGCACUUCACCGACGGGGACGCCCGCUUCCGGGGGGGCGAGGUCGGGAUGGAGGACGAGGACGACGAGGACGACGAAGACGAGGACGACGAGGAGGAGGACGAAGAUCACGGCUGUCUGGGCGGCUCCCCGGCGAAGAUGGUGCCCACGCUGCCGAAGAAGGGCAUCCUGAAGAACAGCCAGCAGAACCACCUGCUGCUACAGCAGCAGCAGCAGCAGAGAGAGUCCGGCUACUACUCCUCCAGCGAGCGCAGCGACUCCUCCGAGCCACAGGGGGGCGCCGCCCCCACCGUGGCCAUGACGCCGGCCGCCAGCUCCCCGUCCAAGAGGGGCGCGGGGAGGAAGGGCAUCCUGAAGCGCAACGGCAAGUUCUCGUCCAACACCCACCACCGGGACGGCAAGACCUGCUCCACGGCGUUCCGCUCCGACUCCGCCGGCAGCCGGGCCGGUGGCGAGGCGGGGCUGUCCCGCAGCCAGAGCCGGCCCUCCGGCUUCAUCUCCGAGGACACGCCGAGCCUCCCGGGGGCGUCCUCCUUCGGCGGGCUGGACUGGCCCCCCGGGUCCCCCCGGCCCGGCAGCAUCAGAGGGUGCCUGUCGGCCGAGGACCUGCUGCAGCCGGACGGGUUCCGGGGCCUCCAGGGGCCGGCCCACGGGGGGGGGAAGGUGAGCCAGGGGACCCAGUCGCCCGGCUCCCCGGGGGAGAACGGGAGCUUCUCCCUGCUGGGGGACAUGGAUGACGUGACGCAGGUGUACCAGCAGGCGCUGGACAUCAGCUGUGCCAUGAGGGAGACCUAGACCCCCGGGGCUGUGUGUGUGGGUGUGGACUGGACUGCCGUGCACACAGACACACACUAACACACACACACACACAAACACAAAGAGACGCAUAAAGAGCUAUCUCUUGUAGGGAGGCUGUCACUGAAACAAGCACAACCCUUCACCAGUCGCCGUUGAAACCCCAUUUUACUGGUUUUGGCCUGUUUCUUUUCUGGUGUCAGAGUGAACUGCUAAAAGUGUUACGAUAUACACACACAUGAUUUCAACCAAGCGAUCUACGUCUUCACACUGGUAGAGAAUCCUCACCCUGUUUUUGGACAACUCCAGGCUGACCUCUGAACUCUGCACCCCACUCUCCCCAUUAAGGACAGAUGUCGUCUGAAAGCACUGAAGUCAAAGUUACUGUCCCACCCGUCAAGUCUCCACAAACCAGUUCGCACAUCCCGGAGCAUACCUGUAGAAUUACUGCUAAGGCUUUACACGUGUACACUAUUUAUUGAUCUGUUUGGUUAGGAACCCGUUUCUCCGAACCUAUUUCCACAUGGGAUACUUAUUGUUUGGGAAGGCGAGGAGUAGAGGAAAUGUAUUUGUUGAGUGAACUGCCAAACAGAUCUAGAAUGUGUCUCUAUGCUCGACGUUACAGCAUUUAAUUUAUAGCGAUAAGAGAAUAGUAGUUGCUAUGGAGUCUCUUUUGAUUUUUUUUGUAUUUGUGCAGUUGGUUUGUCAAGAAAAAAACCAACAGUAUAAGGUUGGUUUUCUUUCUAGGUCUGCUCACUUGAAGAAACUCAAUGUCGGGAGAGUUAUCGGUGUACUUUUGAUAGACUUGCAUAAGCAGGAAAGUUCUGCGGUUCCAUAAAUGUUUUGUUUUGACUAUAGGAGGGCGUGUGGAGAGAGCUGCUGUUGACUCAGGGUCAAGGUUAAUCGCUUUUCGCGAUCCACGUUGAUUAAAAGGAAGUGCCCGUCCAGGGAACGCCGUCCAGCCCAUUCCGUUCCAGACGGACUCUAACGCACGACCACUGUUGGCUUAGUGUAGAGGUGGAGCUCCCAGGUUAAGAAAGUAAAAGUCCCCCACUAACCCCGAAUCCAUCAGUUGUGUAAGUAAUGGACUUUGGCCCAGAUGGAAGAUUCACAAAGAAUGAGUGAAGUCUGCUGGGGUUCAGUGCGAAUGUGCAGCAAAAAAACCAUCAGAAAUUCCCGAAGUUCUAGAACCGGUUAAUUUUAUGCUUCUGGCGUUGACACAAAAGGAAAGAAAAAAACGAAUUUGUCAGUCAACCAAUCCCAACCUGGUAGUACAGUAUAUGUGUUGUGGCUGUGUGAACCACUGGCUCUGGGCUAGCUGCUUCCUUCUCACACAGCCCUACCGCCGGCUACCCCUUCAUUAACACAGUCUCCGGUGUUGACUCGCUCUCCCAAGUGGCCUGCAUAGUUCUAGGAGCAGUAAUGUGCCAGUGGACCCCUUAGGUAUGUGUGCCUGGCAGUGGAACUCCACAGGAACACGGCCCUUUAACCUAGAAAGGACGGAAGACCCAGUCUCCCCAGUCCACCACCCUUGCACGGGCCUCAUCAGAACAGAAAAGCCCCCUCUUUGAAUCCACUUUGAAUGACUCAAGUAGAAAAAUGUCCUAGUGUACUAAGUGGGUUUUCACAUCAGGCGUGGCUAGGUUUGCUGUAUCAUGAAUCGAGAAACGAUGGACAAUGAGAUAUUUUGGUAUUCUUUUCGUAUUUUGGAUUUUUUUUAGAACAAACAUCUAAAGGCCUUGAAAAGGAAUGGGAGACGAUUCAAUGUUCUUUUUUACUAAAUGUCAGUUUGUUUAAACAUCAACUUAAAUUAUUGGAUGGUUUACCAGUCAGCCUAACUACCUACCUGCGCGCAUUCUGCCCUAUACGAACUGAGUCUUCCUCAAGGCUAGUUCGACCUAUUGCUAAAGCUAGCUAUCGCUAAGCUAGUCAUGUGUUU